This is a messenger RNA of Moneuplotes crassus, 1095 nucleotides long. Lineage: Eukaryota; Ciliophora; Spirotrichea; Euplotida; Euplotidae. The record is from the annotation of a GenBank genome assembly.
CAAAGCAAAUGGAUGAGUUCAGUAAAGCCAUGAGUGAAGAGAGAGUGCUAUGGGAUUUAGUGUUGAGGGAUGUUAGAGAUGAGAUAGAUGAAGAAAUUAGACAAGUACUUGAGGAUAAACUUCAGCAACUUUAUCAAAAUUACACAGCUGAGCUUCAAGAUUCCUCCAGUCAGGAAUUUGAAAACUUGGUUGCUCAACUAACCCAAGAGAACACAGAAAUUUCUGCACAGGUAACAAAACUGAGCCAGAAAGUUGACAAAUAAAUUUGAUGAAGUGAAGAAACUUACAGAAUACAAUGCCAAUAUUAAGCAAGAGCAAGAAGAGAUGCUACUUGAUGUUGAAGAAUGCCUCAUUAAGGAAAAGCUUAGAGCUAACCUCAUUCUUGAAGAGAGUGAAUUCUAUGAUAAAGAAAACCACAAAAAUUUCCCAAACGAGAUUGACUAUAUGAAAGCUGUGAAAAUAACACUUAGCAACUGAUAUGAGAAAGCUAAGGAGACCAUACCACAAUUCAAGGAGAAGUACGAAUCAGAACUACUACCUGCUCUAAAGGAAAAUGUCUUCAUCUUUGCUAAAAAGUUAACUAAGAUAUUAGAGAAAGAGAAUGAGGAAGCAACCACUCGCUAUAUUUCAAAGAUCAACUCGAUAUUGGAUAGCAAUUUUCAGCAAAGGAAGAGAAUUCAGGCAGAUAUUGACAGCAUCCCUAUUCUUGGCAAGAUCAGGGACUAUAACAAGGAUACCCAAUCAAACUUGUUUGAUAUCAUCCGUAAGAUAUCCGCAGAUCAAGAAGUAUUGAGCACUCUUUCUCCCGAAACUCAGGAGCAGAUCCAAGGAGUGGUCACUAUGAGCAACAGUGAGAUUAGCACAAAGGAAAAGGAACUGAUAGAAGCCGCUUUUGUUAAGAUUGAAAGAUUAUUAAGAAUCAUGGAAAAUCCAGAGCACUCUGAAAUAUACUCCCAGAUGCUUAAUAAUUCAUCCAGCUUGAUGGAUAAGCUCAAAGAGAUUGCCUCGCUAGACUUUGAGGAUGAAAUGGAAACCGACCUAAGACCAAUAGAUCCUGAGGAGCUACUCAAAUUUGUGAAAAGAUUCCUCCUUUAA